AUGCGUGGUGAGCUCCACUUGGACCCAGGACCCGAAGUAUGCAGGGCCAUCACGCACGGCCCAGAAAUCUUUGAAAUUCCCUUCGAAUUUCUUUCAAUCCCGGCCAGUGUCUCAGGAAUGGAGCAUUCGACCAAUCCGUCUUGGAUCCUGAUUCCGUGGCGUUUGGGGCGCGACCUGAGCAAAGAAGCGCUUCUUUACACUGCUGCCUGUUUGUUAGCCGUGUUCAAGAUCGAGCCUGUGAAGGAUCAGAAUGGCGAAGAUAUCCCGCUCGAGCUGAAGACUGGGAUAAUAUUAUACCGGCGAAAUGAGAAGUUCGAUUGUUAA
Coprinopsis cinerea okayama7#130 is the source of this 324-nucleotide messenger RNA. RefSeq lists its product as hypothetical. NCBI's taxonomy places the organism in Eukaryota, Fungi, Basidiomycota, Agaricomycetes, Agaricales, Psathyrellaceae. Bases 1 to 324 code for a protein of 107 amino acids. The transcript has 3 exons. The record is from RefSeq and is a predicted model, not a curated record.